This is a messenger RNA of Staurois parvus, 1017 nucleotides long. Lineage: Eukaryota; Metazoa; Chordata; Amphibia; Anura; Ranidae. The record is from the annotation of a GenBank genome assembly.
GCCAGCAAAAAGUGCACAGUCAUUGGGGGCUCGGGGUUUCUUGGUCAACACAUGGUGGAGCGCUUGCUAGAGAAGGGAUACUCUGUUAAUGUGUUUGACAUGCGACAGGGCUUUGAGAAUGAUCGUGUCCAGUUUUUUGUUGGCGAUCUCUGCAACAAACAGGAUUUACUGCCAGCACUUCAGGGUGUGAAUGUCGUCUUUCACUGUGCAUCCCCAGCCCCUUCCAGCGACAACAAAGAACUAUUCUACAGAGUCAACUACACUGGAACAAGGGCAGUCAUUGAGGCCUGCAAGGAUGCUGGUGUCCAAAAGCUAGUGCUGACCAGCAGUGCCAGUGUUGUCUUUGAAGGCAAGGACAUAAAGAAUGGGUCAGAGGAUUUGCCGUAUGCCAAGAAACCCAUCGACUAUUACACUGAGACCAAGAUCCUUCAAGAGAAGGAAGUUCUGGCUGCAAAUGAUCCAUCAAAUAACUUCUUGACUGUGGCUAUUCGACCUCAUGGUAUAUUUGGCCCAAGAGACCCCCAGCUUGUUCCAAUAAUGGUGGAAACUGCAAAAAGUGGCAAAAUGAAAAUUAUGAUUGGGAAUGGGCAGAAUUUGGUGGAUUUUACAUAUGUGGAAAAUGUAGUACAUGGUCAUAUUCUGGCAGCAGAAUAUCUACAAAAAGACUCUCCUUUAUGUGGAAAGGCCUACCAUAUCACAAAUGAUGAGCCCCUCCCAUUUUGGACAUUCAUUUCCCGCGUGCUGACUGGUCUGAAUUACGACGCCCCCAAAUACAAGAUUCCUUAUUGGCUAGCUUACUACCUUGCCUUGUUUUUGUCCUUUUUGGUGUUAAUGCUUAGUCCAAUCAUCAAAAUUAAACCAACGUUUACACCAAUGAGGGUGGCGCUGGCUGGGACCUACCACUAUUACAGCUGUGAGCGGGCCAAGAAAGACAUGGCAUACAAACCGGUUGUCAGUCUGGACCAAGCCAUUGAGAGAACCGUUCAGAGUUAUCCACAUCUGAGAAGAGCAAGUUAG